Messenger RNA from Chenopodium quinoa (quinoa), 1785 nucleotides. RefSeq lists its product as uncharacterized. The record is from RefSeq and is a predicted model, not a curated record. Gene Ontology annotation, biological process: DNA integration. Gene Ontology annotation, molecular function: nucleic acid binding. The coding region runs from base 1 to 1785 and encodes 594 amino acids. NCBI's taxonomy places the organism in Eukaryota, Viridiplantae, Streptophyta, Magnoliopsida, Caryophyllales, Amaranthaceae. The transcript is spliced from 6 exons.
AUGAAAUUGCCUGAUUGUACUUGUUCCGCUGCGAAAGAGUAUGCUAACUUGCAUGAAGUUGAGAUGUUGCAUCAGUUUUUUCUUGGUUUGGAGCCAAAGAAGUUUGGUUCAACUUUGUUGAUGAGUGAUCCUUUGCCGUCUAUGAAUGCUGCUUAUGCUAAGGUUGUUGCUGAUGAGCGUAAGCAGUCUGUGUCUGAGGCUCAUGAGGCUUCUACAUCUGCGACUAUUGGUUUUAAUGCAACAGGGGUUACGCUGGAUGCUGCGCGCAACCUGCACAGAGAUGGAGUUAUUUAUCGUCAUAGAACUUCCGGUCAGGACAGGGGACCAAAAGUAGAUGUCUACAACUAUAAUCUACACGAGUUUCCUGAUGGGGGUCGUGGUGGUCGUGGUAGUUGUGGAGGUCGUGGUGGUCGGUCGUUUGGCAAAGGCAAGGGUGAGUUUGCUGGUGCUGUUGGUAGCUCUCGAGGUUCUAAUGAGCAGGUUUCUGAUUCUGAUCGUGGGAGUGUUCCGAUGAUUUCUGAUGCUCAAUGGAUGGAAAUCAUGGCUGUGGUAAAGGGGUCAAAGUCGGGCUCUUCGUCGGAUGGAAACAAACUUGGUACGUAUAAUUCUAUUGAGUGGCUCAUUGACACUGGAGCUUCAAAUCAUAUGUCUUGUAAUAUUGAUCUUUUCACUGAUUUGCAUGAUAUAUCUUCGCCUGUUGGUUAUCCCAAUGGAAAGAGCACGACAACUACGAAAGAAGGAAAAGUUAUUUUGUCUGAUGGUUUAACUCUUUAUAAUGUUUUAUAUGUUCCUGCUCUUAAAUGCAACUUGUUAUCUGACCGCAGUUUGAAGAACCUGAUUAGAGCGGGGGAGCAGUAUGAUGGGGUCUAUAUUUUCCAUCUAGUUCGUGCUCAGAAUCUGCAGGCGAACAAAGUGUUGAUCCGUGAGUUUUGUGCUAUGGCUAAGACUCAAUUUGGCCGGAAAGUGAAGGUGGUUCGUAGUGAUAAUGGCCAAGAGUUUCUCAGUUUGAGGUCUUUCUUUGCUAAGAAGGGCUUUCUGCAUCAAACGUCGUGUGUUAACACGGCUCAGCAAAAUAGCAGAGGUGAACGCAAACAUCGUCAUAUUUUAAAUGUGGCUCGUGCUCUUCGGUUUCAAGCAAAGUUGCCCAAGUAUUUUUGGGGUGAGUGUGUUAUGACUGUUGUUCAUUUGAUUAAUAAGACACCUACUCCUGUUCUAAAUGGAAAAACUCGGCAUGAGUGUUUAUUUGGUCAAAAACCGUCUUAUGACAGUCUUCGAGUUUUUGGUUGUCUGUGGUAUGCUGCAAAUUGUCCUCGAGUGAAGGAUAAGCUUGACUCUCGGUCUCGUAAAUGCAUAUUUUUUUGGUUAUCUGAAUGGCAAAAAAGGGACCAGCAGCAUACUGCCUCUGCUCUGCCCGCUAGAAAUCAAGCAGCCGUAGGCCAGCAGCAUAGCACAUCGCAGCCUGCAGCCAAGCAGCCCAGCAGCAGCGUGAGCAGUCCGCAUUUGCUUGGGGGCUUGCCACAUCGUUUGUCUAGCGAUGGUGAUUUGGUUGGUGCCUUGGGUUCUCGCUAUAGUAGUGUGAUUGAGCAAGAAAUUCUCGAUGAAAAUGUUGUUAUUACGCCGUUGAAUUUGAGGGGGAGUUCUUCUUCGUCGGAGGAGGAACUUGGUCCUGGUCAUCUUGAGAAACGUCAACCUUCGUGGCAUCGCCAUUAUGUCACAAAUACUGUUAUCACUGAAAAUAUAAACCCCACUACAUCAACUGUCGUCCCUCCUCAAUCUUGUUCUUGA